Messenger RNA from Coniosporium apollinis CBS 100218, 621 nucleotides. Its product is annotated as transcription initiation factor TFIIF small subunit. The coding region runs from base 1 to 621 and encodes 206 amino acids. The transcript has 5 exons. Gene Ontology annotation, cellular component: NuA4 histone acetyltransferase complex; Swr1 complex. The record is from RefSeq and is a predicted model, not a curated record. Gene Ontology annotation, molecular function: histone binding. Lineage: Eukaryota; Fungi; Ascomycota; Dothideomycetes. Gene Ontology annotation, biological process: chromatin remodeling; regulation of transcription by RNA polymerase II.
AUGGAAGGCUUCCCGAUGCGCGCAUGGAGCAUCGAGAUAUACCUCGUGAACGAGCACGGCGAGGAGGUCCCCGCCAACAUCUUCGAUAAGGCGCAGUACAGGCUGCAUCCGAGUUUUGAGAAGCGGGCGCUGCAAACGAUUAAGCAACCGCCGUUUCGCAUCCAGGAGAAGGGGUGGGGCGAGUUCGACAUGCAGAUUACACUCACGGCGAAGCACAAGGGGGGUGACAAUACGCUGGAUCACGACUUGAACUUUCAGAAGGAGAGGUAUGAGGCGGUGCAUACAGUCACCUUCAGGAAUCCGAAACCAGACCUCCUGGCCCUGCUCCGCGAAUCGGGACCUGCGGGUGACGAGAACGGCAUCAAGGGCAAGCCGGCGAGUAAGAAGAACAAGAAGGAGAAAACGGUCGACAUGGAAAAACUAGCCGACAGCCUCCAGCGGCUCAGCGAAGACGACCUCCUGCAAGUCGUGCAGAUGGUACACGACCACAAGACGCAAGAAACAUACAUCAAGAAUGACGUCGAGAAUGGCGAGUUUCAUGUCGAUCUUUAUACCCUACCCGACGCGCUCAUCAAGAUGCUAUGGGAGUUCGCGACGGAGAAGGCGGGGGGGCUGCAGUAG